UGGAUACCGACUAGGAUAUUCUGUACCAGGUACCUCCCGCUACAGAUAUGGGAAAUAGGACGUAAGUAAAGGAGAGCACUUGUAUCCUGAGGUACCUUCUGAUAUCCGUUGACCUUCCUUGACUUGAGGUUGAGAUAAGGUAAAGAGCUUUUUUUUUUUUCUCUUUCUGUCUCCUAUAAGAGUGAAUGGAUCCGAUUCAACACCCGGGCCCUCCCCCGUCCCCCAUUUGCCAUUCGCCAACCUAUGCUGCUUCGUACAUUUCAACCCCCAUCCUGGGACAUUACUGGAAAUUCCGCGUCCUCGUACAGAAGCUGUGGUGGAGGGUUCAACAUGUAGGGUAGCUCAUGAGAAUUCUUAGUCGAAUUGACGGGUCGAUACACGGCGCGAUUCUGCUCGGAACUCCCCCGCCAGGCCUGAGUUCGGUGUCCCAGCUAUCCGGCGUUAGGGUUUCCCAUGGCUCUGGGAACGUCGCUUGGAGAGCUUUUUUCGCUGUCGUCGGCCGGUGCCGUACAGCUGACUCUAGGAGGAAGCAUGGGAUCUCGUCUACCCUCACCUCUACAAGACAUAUCAGCUUUGCAAUAGCAAGACCAGACACACGGUCACGACGCCUCAACUGCUCCGUGCCAAACCCGCAUACCGGUCACGGCUGGAACCGCACGCUUACGCAAGAGGCUAGAUCGAGGUCUGAGCUUCUUGAUAUCGUCGACCAGUACGACGACACGACUGUGGAGGAGCAUCUAGAGUUCCUAAGGGACCCCUACCUACGAAGAUAUGCCCCCGCGGAUGGGCCGGUGCUUAGAGUCUCGGAUAGGAUUGAAGAUGUCAACCUCGAUUCUGUCGACCCGCUCCAGUGGAAAAGCCCCGAAGAGGAGGAUACGAUUUUGAGACUCCAAGAAGCAGUGCGUUACAAACUUAGGAGGCCCGGGACAUCGAAUCUAGACGAGAUAUUCGAGAUAUACCAGGAACUUCCGGCGCCCCGUGUAUCGCUCAUCACAGCCAGCCUGAGGCACCAACUGCUCGCAGCGCUUGCGAUAACAGAAAAAAAGAACACCCGAGCUAUGCUGCGGUAUUUUGCUGUAGUGACGGAUGUCAGGAAUAGCGGCUUCGCCUUGACUAGGCCGGAAUGGAACACUGCUAUAUCGUUUGCUAGUCGGUACGUCGGCAGGUCAGCGGUGGCCGAAGUCGAGGCGGCGCUCGAGCUCUGGCGCGAAAUGGAAAAUGUCUCCGGCGUCCGGGCUUCCGAAGUGACGUUUAACAUCCUCUUCGACGUCGCCUCGAAAGCGGGCAAGUUUCUGGUCGCCGAGAUGCUGUACGAUGAGAUGCUCAACCGCGGCUAUAGUUUUAAUCGUUAUCACCACGUCAGCUUGAUCCACUACUUCGGUCUCAAGCUGGAGACUAGUGGGGUGAGGGCCGCCUACAAGAAAAUGAUUGAGUCGGGUGAAUUCAUCGACACGACUGUACUGAACUGCGUCAUCUCGGCGUUCCUAAGGUCCGGGGAGCGGGAGUCUGCCGAGAGGGUCUAUAACAAGAUGAAAAAGUCGGACCGAAGGUCCAAGUGGAUACCAGCUCGCGAUUACACCACGCAGAAGGCCAUUACUAAGGUGCUCAUGAUGUUCGCAAAACUUUCGAGGAGACACCCCGACUUGCAUGCGAACUUCCACCAGGCCACCUCGAUCUCUCCGGACAUACAGACAUACCGCAUUCUCAUCAAUUACUACGGGAUUAAGCUGGGCGACCUCUCGACCGUCGUGAAGUUGCUCGAUGAGAUGAAGUGGUUCAGAAUCCAGCUACAUGGCUCUAUCUUCCUCGCCCUUUUCAAAUCAUUCGGCAAGUUUGGGGGGUUGGGAUCGGACUGGUCUGCGCAAAAGCUCCGGAGCGUGUGGAAAGCAUAUAUAGACUCUCUCGACAGCAAAGCAGACGGACUAGAAAUCAGUACAUGGAUGGUGGCGGCCGUCCUAAAGGCGUUUUCCAGAUACUCGUCUCGGGAUGAGAUGCUGGACGUGUACGAGGAUAUGAGGUCUAGAUGGGACCUGGAACCAGAGGGCUCGCGGUUUGCGAUGCAUUGUUUGCGUAAAAUACUGCGUAGCAGGCGCUUCGAUAUACAAUCUAUAGACAUACUAAGGGGGUAUGGGGCUGGACGUUAGGAGUAGGCAUCGUGGUUAUAAACACAUGAUACCAGCCUUCCGUAGAUGCCUACCCUAUGCGAACUAAUUUCGCUUCACUAAUGGUCCGCAGAAAUACUCCACUAAAACAAGCAAUCAAUCACGAGAACACGGUCCCAGAGUCUUACAACGUGAGGAUGGUAGUCCAAGUUAUCCUAGGGAUAACCUCUAUAGAGUAGUAGAUGGUGAUCUCUCGUCGUCCUCAGAGCCGCUUGGAAGACUGCAUAGCCAGUUCCAAAGCAAGUC
This is a messenger RNA of Durotheca rogersii, 2408 nucleotides long. RefSeq lists its product as uncharacterized. Gene Ontology annotation, molecular function: protein binding. NCBI's taxonomy places the organism in Eukaryota, Fungi, Ascomycota, Sordariomycetes, Xylariales, Xylariaceae. Bases 345 to 2144 code for a protein of 599 amino acids. The transcript has a single exon. The record is from RefSeq and is a predicted model, not a curated record.